AGCCAAAAAGUGUUACCUUUCAAGAUUCAAAUGAAACUUUUUUUUAGCUCUUGAACUCUAUGAUUCAUACACCAUUUUUCUUUAACUUUUCCCUCCUUCUUAAAGCACAUAAAUAUGUUCCAAGUUUUCCAUUCAAAGCAUCUUGACAACUAUGACCACCAUACUGUAUUAGGGACAAUGCUGCAACAAACUCUCAUGUAGUAAACAUACAAAGAAAUUCUUUUUCUUGGAGCUAGCUGCAUGGACUCCAUCUUCUUCCUUGAAGAAGGAGACCGCGCCGUCUUUCUCUUAAAGAUAAUGGAGUCCUUAGGUUGCAAUUACAUAUGCCUUUGGCAAUAUUACCAACCUUCUAACUGUUUUAUGUCCUUGGGUGGAAUCUACAAUGGAGACAGUGAUGUUGCCCAGAGGCUAUUCCAAGAGUAUAGGCAUUCAUGGCUUAUCAUGGACAAUGGCCGCAUUCCAGGACUGGCUUUCAAGAACAAUGUUCCUUAUAUGGAGCUGCAGUUUGCAGAUUUUCAAUCACAUGCAUCCAAUCCAGUUCAACUUCAAUUCUACCAGGAAGCUGGAAUCAAGACAGUUAUCUGUAUGGGGUGUAGCAUUGGAGAAAUUGAGGUUGGAAUGACUUCUAGCCCUCAAGUAAACUUGGAAAUGGGACUGAAAAACUUGUUUGCCGACUAUUUCUCAAGACAAGCAGUAGCACCCGCAGCAGCAGUAGCAACAAGAGGAAUUCCUAAGCAGUUACUGCCAAUUGAUCAAAAUCGGCCAUCAUCAUCUUCAUCAUUCUCAAUCGAUAGCCCAGGCGAAUACUCAUCCCUUCUCUUCAAUGUAGCAAGCAAGUCGCCAUAUGUACCAGAACAGCCGCGAACGGAUACCUUUUCCGAUCAGACAAUUAGACCAAUUCCACCGGUAUCUGCUACCGCCACGCCAUAUCAACAAGCCAUUCAGACAUUAAAUCAAAUACAAGGCAUACAAUUACCGACACUAGAAACCGAAGACGUUGCAUUAACAAGAGCGUAUCUCGCUGUCAUGACAUCGCCCUCUUCUUCUUCCUCCUCUCGCCAAUCCAGAGAAAACUUACCCACACAAAUAGCAACACAAAAAGCCACUGCAUUUACAAGGUUUAGGUCAGGUUUAGGUCCCAAUUUGCCAAUAGCAACAGCCACAACUCGCCGACAAAACAUGUUUAGAAGAUCUAUCAAUUUCUUCAGAAAUUUAAAUAUGAUGAGAUCAAGGCAAGAACAAAUGCAGCCUAACCCGCGUGCCCCUACAAGUACUCAGGUUCAUCACAUGAUUUCAGAGAGACGAAGACGCGAAAAGCUUAACGAUAGCUUUCAACUACUUAGAUCUUUACUCCCACCUGGUACUAAGAAGGACAAAGCAUCAGUACUUGCCAGUACAACAGAAUAUUUAAGUUCAUUAAAAGGUCAAGUGGAAGAACUGAGUAAAAAGAAUGAAAUGUUGGAAGCACAAUUACUUCAACCUCAAAACAAAUCCUCCUUUGAACAGGCAAUUAUUAGCUCCUCCGCUGGUGGAAAUGAAAGGAUAGCUGUUGAAAUAACAAAUGUAGGUGAGUCAACAUCAGAAUCAAGAACAGUGGACUUGCAAAUUUCAGUAACGAGAGAAUGCAGCAUCUUGGAUUUGGUUACUCGUUUGCUGGAAUUCUUGAAAAGAGACAACAAUGUAAACUUAGAGUCAGUAGCAGCAAACACCAGAUCAGUGGUUCAAUCAGAACCUGUAACUCAUAUAAUCUUGAGAGUUAGAAUUGAGGGUAGUGAAUGGGACGAAUCUAGUUUCCAGGAAGGAGUGAAAAGGGUUGUUGAUGACUUGGCAUAGAGGAACUUGUCUUGUCACCUGUUGGUAGGGCCCACAAAAUUCUGACUGGCGGCGCCUCGAAUUAUUGACUAGUUUUCAGAAUUUUGUCAUUCAAUCAUUUACUUUAGAGUCAAAAUAUUCACCAAUUAAUGUUGUGAAAAUUACAAUCAUAUGAUUGUACUAUUUUUUUGGUAGUUUAAUUACCUCGAUGUAAUGUGUAUUCAUAUUGUAAUCGAAUUGAAGACUAGCUCACUUGGUAAAUUUUUUGCCUUCUACAAUUGAGGUGAAAAAUCACGUCAACUACAUAGCAAU
Messenger RNA from Nicotiana tabacum (common tobacco), 2124 nucleotides. Its product is annotated as putative transcription factor bHLH041. The record is from RefSeq and is a predicted model, not a curated record. Gene Ontology annotation, molecular function: protein dimerization activity. NCBI's taxonomy places the organism in Eukaryota, Viridiplantae, Streptophyta, Magnoliopsida, Solanales, Solanaceae.